UCUUAUAGGUUCAUAUUCCGUGAUGUUGUAAAAAAGAUAGCGGACAAGCCAAACAUGUUGUGCGUCUUUCAGUAAUUUUGGUUAACUUUGCAAACAGCGAGGGUAUAGAACUAAAAGGCAAGAGCAGAGCCAACGAGGCCUGCAGUCGUUGCUAUGUUGCUGCAUUUCUAUGUGCCACCACGCGCAUGACGAACGAAAGUGAAAAUAGGAAGUCAAGAGAUGGCCAAAGAGCCAUGAGACCGGCAACAACGGCGUCUGGGCCCCUCAGACUUUGAGUCAGACAUUGGCCAAGUUGGCCAGAUAUUGCGCGGCAGUUUCCUCCAGCGAAUGCGAACGCGAAUGCCAGUUGCCAGUUGCUGUUUGCCAUUGCAGUCGCAGGUUGCAGGUUGCGAUUCCAGCUGCAGCCCCAGUUCCAGUUGCCUUAACUUGCCACACUUGCUGGUUUCUUGGCCAAUUUCUAAUGGCCAAAACCGCCGGAGAUGGCUGCGUAAUAUCAACGGGGGUUGCCGAGAGGGGCAAUGUUUGCUUUGCCGGCUCGUUAUCCUCGUGUUAAUUUAUGGCCUCGCUCUUGGUCAGAUUUCCCACCACUUUUGCUGCUUAUUUAUGAACUUUUUCCCAAAUGUAUUUCAGCUUGCUGUUGGUUUGCUGCGUUUACCGGGCUUUCUUAAUUUAUUCAUUCACCUUGCCAGCUUGGUGCCGCUUGUCAAUUUGACGCCCGAACGUGAACAAUUUUAUGGUUCGAUUUUUUUUAUUUCGCUAACCGUUAUUUUUUGAUUUGAAGCAAAGAAGUGAACUGCAAAAUCCAAGCAAACUUGUUCCCGUUUAUAGUUGGAGUCUAUCAACAUGUCCGCCAGCUCCUCAGCCUGCGAUUGUUUGGUGGGCGUGCCCACUGGGCCCACCCUAGCCUCCACAUGUGGUGGUAGUGCCUUCAUGCUGUUCAUGGGACUCCUGGAGGUCUUUAUCCGCUCUCAGUGUGAUCUGGAGGAUCCCUGCGGAAGGGCCAGCACUCGGUUUCGAUCGGAGCCGGACUACGAGUACGAUUUCAUUGUCAUUGGCGGCGGCUCAGCGGGCUCAGUGGUGGCCUCUCGACUGUCCGAGGUGCCCCAAUGGAAGGUGCUUUUGAUUGAAGCCGGUGGCGAUGAACCUGUGGGAGCCCAGAUUCCAUCAAUGUUCCUCAACUUCAUUGGCAGCGACAUAGACUACCGCUACAACACGGAACCGGAGCGAAUGGCCUGUCUGUCAUCGAUGGAGCAGCGCUGCUACUGGCCGCGUGGAAAGGUUCUUGGCGGAACCUCGGUAAUGAACGGAAUGAUGUAUAUCCGCGGCAACCGUGAGGACUAUGAUGAUUGGGCAGCACAAGGAAAUCCUGGUUGGGCCUACAACGACGUGCUUCCGUUCUUCAAAAAGUCAGAAGACAAUCUGGAACUGGAUGAUGUGGGCACGGAAUAUCACGCCAAGGGCGGCCUGUUGCCAGUGGGCAAGUUCCCAUACAACCCACCUCUAUCCUACGCCAUUCUGAAGGCUGGCGAGGAGUUGGGUUUCUCCGUGCAGGAUCUAAAUGGUCAGAACUCCACUGGUUUUAUGAUUGCCCAGAUGACUGCCCGAAAUGGCAUCAGAUAUAGCUCAGCUAGGGCUUUCCUGCGACCGGCUCGCAUGCGCAACAACCUCCAUAUCCUUCUUAACACCACGGCCACCAAGAUACUAAUCCAUCCACACACGAAGAAUGUUCUGGGGGUGGAAGUCAGUGACCAAUUCGGCAGCAUGCGUAAAAUUCUGGUGAAGAAGGAGGUGGUUUUAAGUGCCGGCGCUGUGAACUCUCCUCAGAUCCUGCUACUAAGUGGAGUGGGUCCCAAGGACGAACUACAGCAGGUGAAUGUGAGGUCCGUGCACAAUCUUCCAGGUGUGGGAAAGAAUCUGCACAAUCACGUGGCUUAUUUCACCAACUUCUUUAUUGACGAUGCGGACACGGCGCCACUUAACUGGGCCACGGCUAUGGAGUACUUGCUUUUCCGGGAUGGUCUCAUGUCCGGCACUGGCAUUUCGGAUGUGACCGGAAAACUGGCCACUCGCUGGGCCGACAGGCCCGACCUUCCCGAUCUCCAGUUGUACUUUGGCGGCUACCUGGCCAGUUGUGCCCGCACAGGACAGGUGGGCGAGUUGCUCUCGAAUAACUCGCGGUCCAUCCAGAUCUUCCCAGCAGUUUUGAACCCUCGAUCGCGAGGAUUUAUUGGCUUGCGAUCUGCUGAUCCUCUAGAGCCGCCGCGUAUCGUGGCCAAUUACCUAACAGACGAGCGGGAUGUGAAGACACUGGUGGAGGGCAUUAAGUUUGCCAUCCGACUGUCGCAAACGUCGCCGAUGAAGCAGUACGGCAUGCGGCUAGACAAGACUGUGGUCAAGGGAUGCGAGGCCCCCGCCUUCGGUAGCGAUGCCUACUGGGAGUGCGCCGUGAGGCAGAAUACGGGUCCGGAGAACCACCAGGCUGGCUCCUGCAAAAUGGGUCCCAGCCACGACCCCAUGGCGGUGGUCAACCACGAGUUGCGGGUCCACGGAAUUCGCGGACUCCGAGUCAUGGACACCAGCAUAAUGCCCAAGGUCACCGCAGGAAACACCCAUGCUCCUGCCGUGAUGAUCGCCGAAAAGGGCGCCUAUCUGCUGAAGAGGGCCUGGGGCGCCAAGGUCUGACGCGUGGAUGCGACGUGGACGUUGCAUAGAGUAAUUUAAUCAGAAUCCAAGCAAAAAUUACUGCGAGUAAAAUUGUAAGCAAAAUUACACUUAUGGCCCCUUAGAUCCAAAACUCAACUAUUUUACCCUAUUCUAAUCUAAUUUAAUCCGAUCCUAUUCGAAGGUUUCUCACUCUAGGCACACCGCGUUGCGCAAUCUCCAUCAAAGUUAUCUAUAAGUUAACAGGCUCCCUUAAAACUAACAACUGUGACCCACUGAAUAUACCGUCAAUCUUCUUCAACCGCUUGAGUUAAAGAGACAUAAAACUUAUCUAGUAGGUUUACUGAAACCCAAAGUUUUAAGUUUUCCAAUAUUGUGUUUGUUUGCAAAACAUUAAUGACAGCUUGAGUUUAAGAAGUUUGACUAUGUAGAUUUUGAUUAAUGUUCAAUUUGUAAUGAGCUUUAUGCUGACCAAUCACUACACUUAAACUAUCGUUUUCGACCUACUGAACUACAUUUAACGUAUAUAAUUCGUGUGACUUAUUGACAAUGUAAAGCUCGUUAAUCGUUUACUUUGCAAUUGGACGGAUGAUUGAUGUCCUAUAUUUCUGUAUACACGUAUAUUGCAUGUAUUUAUUGUUCGA
This is a messenger RNA of Drosophila teissieri, 3305 nucleotides long. RefSeq names its product glucose dehydrogenase [FAD, quinone] (gene Gld). The record is from RefSeq and is a predicted model, not a curated record. The transcript is spliced from 4 exons. NCBI's taxonomy places the organism in Eukaryota, Metazoa, Arthropoda, Insecta, Diptera, Drosophilidae. Gene Ontology annotation, molecular function: flavin adenine dinucleotide binding; oxidoreductase activity, acting on CH-OH group of donors.